AAGGGAGCAGUUGAGUGGUUGCACUGGCGGGUUUCCGAUUUGGAUUGUAAUUCUCCGAUGGGUGAAAUAGCUCUGGGAAAUUUUAACAUCGGUAAAUGUAGCAGACCGUGUCCCCCAAGUUUUAUGGGGCUUGAGGUGGAAAAAUGAGUGAAUUUAGGAUUCAUCAUGAUGUUAAUGAGUUGCUGAGCUUACUUCGAGUUCGAGGAGGUGAUGGAGCUGAAGUCUACAUAGAUCUUCUGCAGAAGAACCGAACUCCAUAUGUCACAACUACAGUAUCUGCACAUAGUGCAAAGGUUAAAAUUGCAGAAUUUUCACGUACUCCUGAAGAUUUUCUAAAGAAGUAUGAUGAGCUGAAAUCUAAGAAUGCACGAAAUUUGGAUCCUUUGAUAUAUCUCAUUUCAAAACUCACUGAAGAUAAGGAGACUCUUCAGUACUUACAGCAGAAUGCUAAGGAUAGGGCUGACCUUGGUGCAGCGACUAAUACAAGCACCAACUUCAGUAUCCCAUCUACCCCAACAAAGAUCUCCAUGCAGGAGUUUGAAGAACUUCGCAAACAACUUGGGAAUGUUGCAACAAUUUCCAGUCUUCAGCAGCCCAAUGAAGUACUUCGGAAGAUGCUUCGAGAUAAGCACAUCAAGAAGAACACAAGCCAGCCUAUUCCACUCUUUCCUGCAUGGGUAUAUGACAGGCCUGCUCUUACUGGAGAUUUCAUUACUGGAUCUAGUGCUACCAGUGAGCCAGUGGUAUCUAUAGGUACCAUGUCCUUAUCAGCCCAAGAACAGACAAUAGUGGAGGAUUUGCUGUAUGUUCUAAUUGGAGUUGAUGGCAGAUAUAUUACAGCACAGAUCCUGCCUGGCAGGCAGAAUUGCUCUUUCAUAGUGGAUCCAACACUGGAUAUGUCAAUGAAAGAACUAGUGAACAGGAUUUUACCAGUUGCUGCAAGCUAUUCUACUGUUGCAAGAUUUAUUGAAGAAAAAUCUUCAUUUGAGUAUGGGCAGGUGAAUCAUGCUCUGGCUGCUGCUAUGAGAACAUUAAUGAAAGAGUACAUGAUCCUGGUGACACAACUGGAACAUCUGCAGAGGCAAGGCCUGCUAUCAUUGCAGAAGUUAUGGUUUUACAUUCAGUCAACAAUGAGGACAAUGGAAAUCCUUGCUUCUCUUGCUACUUCAGUGGAGAAGGGAGAAUGCAUGGGAGGGGCUACCCUCAGUCUUCUUCAUGACAGAACCUUCAACUACACUGGAGACAGCCAGGCUCAGGAGUUGUGCCUGUACUUGACAAAAGCAUCUAGUGUUCCUUAUUUUGAGAUUCUGGAGAAAUGGAUCUACAGAGGAAUCAUAAAUGACCCUUACAGUGAGUUUAUGGUUGAAGAACAUGAGCUACAGAAAGAGAAGAUUCAAGAAGAUUAUAACGAUAAGUAUUGGGAUCAAAGAUACACUGUUGUACAACACCAGAUUCCAUCUUUUCUUCAGAAGAUGGCAGAUAAAAUACUUAAUACAGGUAAAUACCUUAAUGUGGUACGCGAAUGUGGUCGAGAUGUUACCUGUCCUGAAGCUAAAGAAGUCAUCUACACCCUCAAGGAGCGGGCAUAUGUAGAGCAAAUAGAAAAAGCCUAUAAUUAUGCUAGCAAAGUCCUCCUAGACUUCUUGAUGGAAGAAAAAGAGCUUGUGGCACGCUUAAGGUCAAUCAAAAACUACUUCUUGAUGGCCCAAGGAGACUUCUUUGUUCAUUUCAUGGAUCUGACAGAAGAAGAACUGAAGAAACCUGUUGAUGACAUUAUUCCUACAAGGCUAGAAGCUUUGUUGGAGUUGGCAUUGAGAAUGAGCACAGCUAACACUGACCCCUUUAAGGAUGACUUAAAGAUAGAACUGAUGCCCCAUGACCUCAUAACACAACUACUACGAGUUUUAGCGAUUGAGACUACGCAGGAAAAGGCAAUCAUUACAGCUGAUCCUACUGAACUCACUCUCAGUGGCCUGGAAGCUUUCUCAUUUGAUUACAUUGUCAAGUGGCCUUUGUCCCUUAUAAUUAGCAGGAAAGCCUUGACUCGUUACCAAAUGCUUUUUCGGCACUUAUUUUACUGCAAGCAUGUGGAGAGAUUGCUCUGCACUGUGUGGAUCAGCAACAAGAUUGCGAAACAGUACCCACUACACACAGCAAAAUGGUUUGCAGCAGCAUUUACUCUGAGGCAGCGCAUGUUAAAUUUUGUUCAGAAUAUACAGUACUAUAUGAUGUUUGAGGUUAUGGAGCCAACAUGGCAUAUCCUGGAAAAUAAUCUUAAAUCGGCAUUGAAUAUAGAUGAUAUGUUAUGCCAUCAUACUAGUUUUCUUGACAACUGCCUGAAGGACUGCAUGUUGACAAACCCUGAACUGCUGAAGAUUUUCUCCAAGCUGAUGUCUGUCUGUGUUAUGUUUACUAACUGCAUGCAGAGAUUUACUCAGAGUUUAAAGAUGGAUAAUGAGAUGGACCGACUUACUCUGGAGCAUGGGACGAUGUUAGGUCCACCAAGCCAGACUGAGCGUGUUGAAGAGGUGGAGAAGAAGAGACUAACUAACAAGUACCUAGCAGAACACGUGGAUGCAUUUCAGUCUUCUUCUGGCUUUGAUGCAACAAUCACUAAAUUUGACAGUAAUUUCUCCACACAUCUGCUGGACCUCUUGGACAAACUAAGCAUUUACAGCACCAAUGAUUGUGAACACAGUAUGAUCAGUAUAAUCUACAGGUUGGAUUUUAAUGGGUUUUACAGUGAACGUUUGGAGCGCAUGUCUGCUGAAAGAAGUCAGAAGGCAGUUUCUCAAGUAGCUGUUCCAAAAAUUAUAGCAUCUGCUUAGUAAAGCACUGUAAUAUAUUUGUGUCUGUAUAUUACUGUUUUAUAGGAAAUUAUAACAGUUGUGUGACUGUGCCUAUUUAUUUGUGUAUACAUGAUGGCAUAAGGCACAUUAUAAAGCAGGCCUUAAAAGUGGCCUGCAGUAUUUUCUAUAAAGGAGCUUGUACAUUUCAGUGAUAUCCAGAUACCAAGGACUGGAUGUUAGUAAUUUAAUGUCUAUGUUUUUAUUUAGACAGAUGUACAUUUUUUCUGUUUUUGCUCAGUUCUGUUGCACUCUCUUUGGAUUUCUAGAAUAUAUUUUGCCACUGGGCACUGGUAAGAAAACAGUGUGUACCACAUAAGGUAUUGCUGUAAAAUAUAAGGUAAUUUACCCCGGUACUUGCCAACCAACAAGCCUCCACCAGUGGAACCUUGAGUACAUUCAUGAUAUUGUAUCAAGUAUUUCUACUACAGAGACGAGAUCCAUCCUGAGAGACCAUUAUCCAGGUAGACAUGAAUUUAGUUUGUGCUUGCAACCCCCGUAUGCACUAUGGGGGAGGCACCAUCAUCACAUGGCUUGGUUAGUCUGGAUUACCCCCUCCCUUGCAGUCUGGAUCCCUGUGAUGACUGAACUUGCAUGUGUCCAACCACAGCAAGGUUAUUAUUGUCCGUUUGGCCCUGUAAGUCCAGCUCAACCCGAAAUAAGGACCUGAAGAUAUUCAUGUCAAUGUAUCCACAACUGACAGGUACCUCCUCCUCCUCCAAUCAGCAGCCACAUCAUUCUGACAUAGACUGUAGGGCCCUAACCCCAUCCACUGGUGGCUGACAUUUACACAGCAUUACUGCAGGCCAACAGUGCCCUCUCCCUUAAUCAUGCCCCUGACAGCUACUGUUAAAAGGCUUGCGAUACCAAGUACACGUCACCUUGAUCACUGGCCUUCAGUAUAGGUUUGCAUUCGGAGUAUCAGCUGAUUGGAAACCACAUCUCGUUCCCUCCAUAAUGGUUGAGCCUGCUUUAGCCCCUCUCUCCCAUCCCCCAAUCUGUCUGUUUGAGGUGGAGACCUAGGUCAUAGUGAAAGAUUUAUUUCUCUGUGCUAGAGAUGGGUAGCAUAAAGGAAAACACUUUUUAACAUUUAGUUCUUCCCUAGUAAGUUAUGUGCAUCACUUUAGUAUCACACAAACAACCCAGGGAUUCAGGUUCUGCCUUACUUCUGAUUUAUUACAUUGUAUAUUAUUUCCAACAAGGUACUGUUUAGUAGAUCUUAUUUGAAGAGCAAGUGAAAAUUGCAAAGGACAGAGAGACUUUUUUUCGUAAAUCAACUAAAUUACAUAGUAGUUGAUAAUACUUCUUGAUUAACUGUCUGUAUAGAAACAAGAGCUUUCUAAACUUCAGUGGUAAAUGUCAGUUUUCAUUUUGCCAAAUGCUAUACCUGAUAGAAUGAUGACUUAUGCAGAGGACUGUGUGUUAUAGUACUGUUCAUUGCACCAUGACCCUGAACAUAUGUUGAGUUUUUUUAGUACUGGAUGAUAAGCCAACCACGUAUGUGGCAGUAAGACUGAGCAUGGUGCAUGAGUAAUGGUUGAAGGACUCUCUCUAAAUAAAAAAGUGUAAUUUUGAGCUACA
Protopterus annectens (West African lungfish) is the source of this 4427-nucleotide messenger RNA. RefSeq names its product tubulin gamma complex associated protein 2 (gene TUBGCP2). Gene Ontology annotation, biological process: spindle assembly; microtubule nucleation; meiotic cell cycle. The record is from RefSeq and is a predicted model, not a curated record. Gene Ontology annotation, cellular component: equatorial microtubule organizing center; centrosome; spindle pole. The coding region runs from base 144 to 2828 and encodes 894 amino acids. Lineage: Eukaryota; Metazoa; Chordata; Ceratodontiformes; Protopteridae. Gene Ontology annotation, molecular function: microtubule minus-end binding; gamma-tubulin binding. The transcript has 18 exons.